Messenger RNA from Acipenser ruthenus (sterlet), 2652 nucleotides. RefSeq names its product mediator of RNA polymerase II transcription subunit 26-like. The record is from RefSeq and is a predicted model, not a curated record. The transcript is spliced from 4 exons. The coding region runs from base 1 to 1728 and encodes 575 amino acids. Gene Ontology annotation, molecular function: transcription coregulator activity. NCBI's taxonomy places the organism in Eukaryota, Metazoa, Chordata, Actinopteri, Acipenseriformes, Acipenseridae. Gene Ontology annotation, cellular component: mediator complex; core mediator complex; nucleus. Gene Ontology annotation, biological process: positive regulation of gene expression; regulation of transcription by RNA polymerase II.
AUGAACAACAUCAUCGUAUCAUCUGGACCACAGAAUGCGGUUCAGUAUAAUGAAGGAAUCACUGAGUCACGACCCACCCGUGCAGUUCCAGGAAUCAUUCAGUCACGACCGCCCCGUGUAGUUCUGGCAGCACGCGUUAGUAUCAGUAGUGCGCAGGAGCUUCACGCCGGGAAGGCAGUCUCUCUGUCACAAUUAGCUCCCUGCAGUGGCUGGCAGGUGUUGAGCAUAAACACCAUAAAGAGAGUGGCGGAAGUUAUCUCAACGCUGGAGAAAUACCCCAUUACUAAAGAAGAACUUGAGGAAACAAGAUUGGGAAGACACAUUAACAACUUGCGUAAGAAGACCUUGAACACAGAGCUUUCCAAACGAGCCAAAAGGCUUCUGAAAACCUGGAGGAAGAUCGCCCUGGUUGGGCAGGAGUCAAUGGUGGCAGCUCCUAGUGUUAGUGCAGAGGCAGACACAGACACACUGGAGAUGACUAUUCCAGAAACUUGUUUUCCAAAGUCUGCAGAUGUGGACAACAGGAAUGUUCCUCCUUCCACCAAAAACCUAUCCUUCACUCAAUACAACAUGCGCCUAAAACAGGAGGUCACUGCAGUGGACAGCCCAGAGGUCAUCUCCAGCCCCACGGCUGAGCCAGUGAGCCCGGGUUUCUUCCCCUAUAGACCCGUCACCUCUUCUAAAGCAGUGCCCAAGGUCGCCAAUCACAGGCAUCUUGCCAGAAGCAACCAAGUGUCAACUGACCCCAAUUCUGGUCACUCGAACCCUUGGCUGGGGAAACCCGAAUCCUGGCUUAGAGUAUUUCAGGAACCUGGAAGUUUGGAGGCCAUUUCCCCAGCCAGUUGUAGCACACCUCCACACAGCCCGGCUGCUGUCAGUUCAUAUUACUCUACGAUUCACAAGUGCCCCCAGUCAACACUGCCUUUCCCAGUCAGUCUGAUAGAGCGUGUUGAAGAGGUGCAGCACACCAGUAGUUCUCAGCCCUCAACCUUUGACAACCAGAACACAAAGCCCCCAAUAUUGCCCGAGAUUGUUUAUAACCAGCCUAAGGACAAUAUCGGUUCACCAGUGCCUACAGGCUGUUUAGACACGGAAAGGAUUCCUUUAAAAAACAAACCCAAAAGAGGGAGAAAGAAGGGGAGGCUCAAAGACUUCAGAGUGAACCUUGACGGCCCACAAUCGGACACGAUGGAAAGACCAGGGAGGUUAAAAGAACGGAGAAUAACGUACAACCCCUUGACGGGGCAGAUUAUCCUAGCUAGUCAGAAGACAACAGCGGCCACUCACGAUGUUGGGGUACUGGCGGUUAGCUGCGGUCAAGUUUCUGAGCUGCGGGAGAGGAACUUGCAGAUUUGGGACAGCAUGGACAAGCAGGACUGGAAGGUGUUUGCCAAAAACAAGAUCAUUCAAAAAUACCUGAGCAGCCAGUGUCACAGGUGGUCCUUCUCCAGCUUGGAGCCUCAAGAAUACCAUGAACACUUGAGGGACUGCUGCCCCAUUUCUCAGCCUUCUCUAGUGCUACCAACAGAGCCUAGCACCAGUAUUUCUGGAGUCGGCCGAGAGGUCUCACUGGAGGACGUGCCUCGACUGCAUACUCAAAACUGGCAGGGAGUUAACGGUUGUUAUGACGACAAAGUUAACUGGUAUGACUGGGUGCAGUGUAUUUCAUUGGACCCUUAUAGAGACGAAGGAAAGUUGAAUAUUUUGCCUUACGUGUGCCUUGACUAGUGUCCCAGAUUUGCUAUAAUUAUAAAAAGUCACUUGGCAUCUACAAGCUGUUCUGAGCAAAGACAUUUGGCAGGACCAUACAGUGUUUAACAACAUUCUAGGACCACCCCAUUUGGCACUGAAGUGUAUUCUAUCCUUAAGGGUUUACUCUUGUUCCCUGGCUUCAGAAGGUAGGCACAGGGUAAUGAAACAGAAUCAUUUCUCCAGAGUCUACUUCCUGUGCACUGGUCCUCAGUCACACAUAAACAGGAUGCAGGUAAGUAAAUGAUGUAGUCUUUCCAUGGAAACUCCAUCCAUUUACAAAGCAUGAACAUUUAGACAAUGGCAGCAGCAACAGCACAAAGUAGCCAAGUGACAUUAUAAAAAUCACCUGAAAGUUGCAUUUCAUUGCAGACCGGUUAUUUCAGUAUUGUUCGGAGACUUGAAUCUUUUUGUUUUAAAUACAGCACAUUUAUUUGUUAUCAAUAUUUUGUGUUAGAUUCAUAUGAACUUAUUUUACAAACAGGUAAUACUAGCAGCAACUGGCUGUUAUCAGAGGGGUAGAUGGAUAUCCUACUCAUUUCCCACAAAGAUUAGCAAAGCUUGAAGAGCAUUUUCAAAAGCAGCAACAGGAGUGACACCUGGGAAAUAAAAACAUGCAAUACAGUUGUCUUGUAUAAUAAUACUUGUUUGUUUUUACAGUGAGUGGAGAGUGUAUGGACUGGGAUCCUUUAGGAUCCUAGGAAAAUGUCAAUGAGGUACUAGAAACCGGAUGAGCAUUGAUGCGCCGAAUGGCAUCCUCUGGUUGUUAACGAUGCAAUACAUUUUAAGUUAAUGCCCUUUACGCUUCAAAACAAUUAGACAGGAUAUGGAGGAAUCAGAAAUUAAGCACAUCAGCAGCACAUUUUUCUCACAACGACACAUUGUUUUUUAAAAAAAAUUUUU